Anguilla rostrata (American eel) is the source of this 3072-nucleotide messenger RNA. RefSeq names its product Fli-1 proto-oncogene, ETS transcription factor-related sequence (gene fli1rs). The record is from RefSeq and is a predicted model, not a curated record. The transcript has 10 exons. Gene Ontology annotation, cellular component: nucleus. Bases 498 to 1895 code for a protein of 465 amino acids. Gene Ontology annotation, molecular function: sequence-specific DNA binding; DNA-binding transcription factor activity, RNA polymerase II-specific. NCBI's taxonomy places the organism in Eukaryota, Metazoa, Chordata, Actinopteri, Anguilliformes, Anguillidae. Gene Ontology annotation, biological process: cell differentiation; regulation of transcription by RNA polymerase II.
UUCCUCUUCCUUCCCGUUCGUGGUUGUAUGUCGGCUCUUUAAUAACACAAGAAACCACUACAACAUUUAGAGUCAGAUAAAACUAAAUGGCGUCCAGAACAGAAGGGGAUGUUAAAACCCUGAUUUCCAUUUGUUUUAUUUUUUGGCGCUCCAGUUUUUGGUUUUAACAAAUUUGGUCAUCUCAAAAAAACUGACAUGAAGAAAUAUUGAUAUGUUAUAAUAAUCAGUAUAAGAAUGCAAUUGUUUAAAAAAAAAAAAAAAAAAAACUAAAAAACGAAUUAUCAAGAAUAUCAGAUUAAAAAAACAAAUAAAAAAAGUUGUGUUCGGAAUGCAUUGGCGCGCUCGACGCAGGUGGCUCUCGAGCCUUCAAGCUAUUGGAUACAAGAAGGACUCCUUUCCAAAAAGCUGGAAGACUGAAUUCUGCGAGAUGACCGGAAGCCCUGUCUGUGGUGAGUGAGGACCAGUCGAUUUUUGAGCAGAACUACGGCCCGGUUCACAUGAAGGGGGAGAUGACAUCACCGGGGGGGUUCAGCCAGGGCUCCACGGGGAGCCCCGAACCCCCGGAGCCCGAGUGGGGGGGCGUGGGGGGCAGGGGUGCCGUGAAGAGGGAGGAAGAACACAUCAACGGAUCCAGGUGCGAGAGUCGUGAGUCCCCAGUGGACUGCAGUGUGCCCAGGAGGUCCCGGCACAUAAGCAGCAGUAACGAGGGGGAGCCGCUGGUGUACCAGACCUCGUACCCAGAGCCCCGGUCCAGCCCGCAGACCGCCGCCCCCCCGAACAGCAGCACAGAGGAGAAGAGGGUCAUAGUGCCUGCAGACCCUGAGGUGUGGACACAGGACCACGUGAGACAGUGGGUGGAGUGGGCUAUCAAGGAGUACGGCCUGGUGGACGUGGACGUGUCCAUCUUCCAGUCGAUGGACGGGAAGGCGCUCUGCAAGCUGACCAAGGAGGACGUGAUGCGACUCACCUCGGCCUACAACACCGAUAUCCUCCUCUCACACCUCAACUACCUCCGGCAGAGUAGCCCCACUUUCUCCUAUCCUACAACCCCUAUCAACAACACGCAGCAGCAGCCCCGCCUACAGGUCAAAGCAGAGAGCACCUUUGAGGAGAUCAGCCGGAGAAACAGCUGGCCAGCGACGCCUCUGCCUGCCCUGCAGAAAGGUUCCCCCAUAGAACACCAGCACACCACCAGAGUUACAGAUCCUGCGCCUCGACAUGUCCAAGAUCCAUAUCAAGCACUUGGACCAAUCAGCAGUCGUUUAGCCAACCCAGAGUCCCUCCCUCUCUACAACAAGCGCCGAAAAGCAAAACAUAAUUCUUUCAAGCUGCCCGAAUCAACCAGCACUCACAGGAUUGUGGGCUCUGGGCAGAUCCAGCUGUGGCAGUUCCUGCUCGAGCUCCUGUCGGACAGCGCCAACGCCAGCAUCAUCACCUGGGAGGGCACCAACGGCGAGUUCAAGAUGACGGACCCGGACGAGGUGGCCAAGCGCUGGGGCGUGCGGAAGAGCAAGCCCAACAUGAACUAUGACAAGCUGAGCCGCGCGCUGCGCUACUACUACGACAAGAACAUCAUGACCAAGGUGCACGGCAAGCGCUACGCCUACAAGUUCGACUUCCAGGGCAUCUCGCAGACGCACCAGAGUCACGCCGGGGACGCCGGCGUCCUCAAGUACCCGGCGGAGGUGCCCUACGCGCAGCCCUACCACAGCCACCAGCCCAAAAUGAACUUCGUGGGCGUGGGCGCGCACGCCGCCGCCCCCAUGCCCGUGGCCUCCGGGAACUUUUUCGGAUCGCCGUCCACGUACUGGAACUCGGCGACCACCGCCAUCUACCCCGGCCCCGCCAUGCCCCGGCACCCGGGAAGCCACGCCCACCUCAGCUCCUACUACUGAGAGCCCCGCCCCCUUCCCCCCCUUCCCCCCCUUCCCCCCCACCGGCAACGGAGCUAAUAUAUCUGUGCGCACAGCCCCGCCCCCCACCUGCCCCCCCCUCCCGGUAAAAGGGCUGACUGUGUACUCUAAUCUGCACAAAGGGGCGGGAUCAUCGCUGCGUGUCAGCUCCGCUGUGCUUUUAUUUUUAUUUUUAAAAACUUUUUAAACGGCUGCACGACAUUAAAGGGAACGGCGAGAGAAGCCCCAGCUGUGUCGGGGUUGGUCCCGGCGCCGGCCGGCCGACCCUCGGACGUACUGCUGGGCCCGCAACCUCCGCGGCAACGGGUCACUUUGCAUAAGUGGGCGGAGCUAAAGAGUGACAUAAACUAACCCUGUGCCAGGGCGUUUCGGACGGACAUUGAAAGGAAGCCGUUGACUUUUUGGGAUGAGCAGACUUUUUUUUUUUUUUAACCUCUGCAAGUCCUUAAAAAAAAAAAAAAAAACUAUUUUCAAUUUGUUUUGUAAAAAAAAAUGUUUUUAGCUGUCCCCAUCGGAAGACGUUAUUCUCUAACGUCAUUCUCUCUAUAGGCCAUGGAGACAACGCAUAUGAUGAACAAGACACAACCACAAUCAUAGCCAGUUUGCCAAGUCAUUACCCAACAACACCAAAAGAAUGAAAUUUGGUGAGGUGGUUCUACUGCAAGUUACACACUUGCAAACACCCACAGGCACACAAAAGAACUGCUCAAGAUAUUAAAUACUGUACGUGACACAAUUCGAGUCAUAAACAAUGUUGCCCAAUUCGUAUGAAGAUUCAGUUUACAAGUCUAUAUUACUACAAUUUCAAAGGGCCAUUUUAUACUUUCAGUCUUCUCUGCAAAAGUUGUAAAUAUGAAAUCCGUAAAGAAUUAACUAUCACUGUAAAUGCAAAACAGUUCUAAAAACACAAAUGCAAUCAAAGCAGUGUUAUUUUCUGAGCUUUAUUGCCAUUUUAACCAAAAGGGAAAUGAUGUUGAAAGGCCUUUAUAACUGUGGAGGAUUUGGGUUUGUAAGACAUUUUUACUGGUAUUUUAAUGUGCCUAUAGAAUUUCUAGGUGUACAGACCAAUACACAUGUAGCUCUUUUUAUUACUAUAUUCAUUUUUCUAUAAUGUAGCACUCUCUAUAAAAAUAAUAAAGUAUAUUUGUACAGUUGGAAA